Molecule: messenger RNA, 697 nt
Organism: Chenopodium quinoa (quinoa)
Lineage: Eukaryota; Viridiplantae; Streptophyta; Magnoliopsida; Caryophyllales; Amaranthaceae
Product: histone H3.2
Exons: 1
Coding region: 95-505 (136 amino acids)
Cellular component (GO): nucleosome
Molecular function (GO): protein heterodimerization activity; structural constituent of chromatin; DNA binding
Source: RefSeq, a predicted model, not a curated record
UCAUCUCAUUUCACUGCAAAUCAAACACAAACAAUCUCAUUCUCAAAUUCUCAAUCACAAAACCCAGAAAAAAAAAGCUUGAAUUCAAUCAACAAUGGCGAGAACAAAGCAAACAGCGAGAAAAUCAACCGGAGGAAAAGCUCCAAGGAAGCAACUCGCAACAAAAGCAGCUCGCAAAUCUGCUCCGGCAACCGGCGGCGUGAAGAAGCCUCACAGAUUCCGUCCGGGAACAGUUGCGCUUCGUGAGAUCCGAAAGUACCAGAAGAGUACCGAGCUUCUCAUCCGGAAGCUUCCAUUUCAACGAUUAGUCAGAGAAAUCGCUCAAGAUUUCAAAACUGAUCUUCGUUUCCAAAGCUCUGCUGUUGCUGCUCUUCAGGAAGCUGCUGAAGCUUACCUUGUUGGAUUGUUUGAGGAUACUAAUUUGUGCGCGAUUCAUGCUAAGAGAGUUACGAUUAUGCCUAAGGAUAUUCAGCUCGCUCGUAGGAUUCGUGGCGAGCGUGCUUAGGGUUUUUUAAUUUUAAUUAAUCAAUUAAUCCUAUGUCUUUUUUUAUGUAUUAGUGGAAGUAAUGGUGGUUUAGAUGUGAUUAAGGACGGUUAAUUGCUUAAAGUAGGGAUUGUGUUUUGGUACUUUUGGUUAUGUAAUGUAAAGGCUGUUCUUCAGAUCUAUCAAUCAAUGAAAUCUGUGUUUUAUUAGCAA